Molecule: messenger RNA, 576 nt
Organism: Bactrocera tryoni
Lineage: Eukaryota; Metazoa; Arthropoda; Insecta; Diptera; Tephritidae
Exons: 1
Coding region: 1-576 (191 amino acids)
Source: RefSeq, a predicted model, not a curated record
AUGGCUAAAUUCCAAAUUGUCGCACUGUGCGCCGUGCUCGCCUUCAUCGCCUGCAUUGCCAGCAUCGAAGCUGAACCACAACAACGUGGCCAACGCGUCUACUACCGUCCGGCAGCUGCGCGUUACCAGCGUCCACGCACCCGUUAUCUGGCGCGUCAAGAGGAAGCCGAUGCCGUACCCGAGGCACCAGCAGUCACGCCAUAUCCCUCUGCCGAUGAACUGAAACCAGCUGUGCCCUUCGAUGAAGGCGCACCCGCCACCAACAUUCCCGACGAGGUCUACGGUCCACCAGAGGCCAACCAGCCCGAUGAGGUAUACGGUCCACCAGAGGUCUCCGGCAACGAAUUGCCCGCUGAUGCCGACGUCGCGCCUGUCGAUGACGUGCCAGCUGCCGACCCAGCUGCCGAAAGCUUCCCCGCUCCCUUGGACGAACAACAAGCGCGCCUGGUCGCUGCUCGUCGCGCCGCUGCGCUGCGCCAACGUCAACGCAAAGCGGCUGCUUACCGUCAAGCCUUGGCUGCCCGUGCUGCCGCGCGCCCUCUGAAGUACAAGGUUGUUGCCCAGCGCCGCCAUUGA